This is a messenger RNA of Suillus subalutaceus, 832 nucleotides long. RefSeq lists its product as uncharacterized. The record is from RefSeq and is a predicted model, not a curated record. The transcript is spliced from 3 exons. The coding region runs from base 194 to 577 and encodes 127 amino acids. Lineage: Eukaryota; Fungi; Basidiomycota; Agaricomycetes; Boletales; Suillaceae.
GCGCUCACUCCCUUGACCUCGUGUCCAUAUGAAUUAAUAUUUAUAUUCAACUUGUCACCUGCGUGGUCACCUGAUAUUACACGCCUGCUUUCACUCCACUGUCGAUCUCAUCGUACGAGAAUGAUCACGAUCAACCUGGCAGCAUCGCCCACCAUUGCAUCCGUUCAGCUGUUGUCCCGAACGCUUCCGUCAAAUGGGCAACUUCAGAUCAUCCCCGCCAGUUGAUACGUUCCAGCUGUAUGAUCUCCGUGUCGAGGUUAUAUGCCCGCCAGGGGAACGUAUACUAUGUGGAGCGAAAGAGGGUGAUCAUUUUAUCCUCGAAGGAGAGAUGCUUCAUCUCCCACCUGGACAAGCAUUUUCAAUUUACUCGCUCACAGCUAAGCAGCGCGUCACCCACCCAAAUGAUUGGAUGAGCACGGAUGCCGAAGUUGCUUGUCCCGACCCAAAUUGCAAGUCUAGGUUGAGAAUCUCGAGGACUGGAGUUAGGACAUUCAGCCAUGCUGAAGUUACAGUUCUUCCCCUCACACCCCAGGGCUACGGUCAGGCUAGCGCUGAGCCAGCGCUAGUAGCGGCCUGAUGAAAGACGAAGAAAGUUCAAGAAACGGCUAGAUAGCUGCACCUUUUUUGUAGGUUUAUCACUGAUCAGAGUUGGCUGUGGACCCUUUGCAAGUAAUUGAUAUACACUGGGCACUAAUGCGCAGGCCUGAGGAUUUGCCUUGAAUAUUUAGAUCGCUACUUUGUGCCUAUGAGCUGUGUCUUUGUGACAGUCACGCGUAGACAUAGAUGAACAUGCCACGAGUCUCCUCAAAGUCUCUCGUGCCAUAUCUCCAAG